UUCAUAGACGUAAACACGCCUCUCUGACUGGGCUGGUUGGUAAGCCGCCGGUUCAGUGGUUGAACGCAACGGAUUUUACGAUUUAAGACGUAUUAUAGAAUAAAACAUUACAAUGGGUAAGAAAGAAGAAGAAGAGAUUAUUAGAAUCGCAAAGAAGAUGGAUAAAAUGGCGCAGAAGAAGAAUGGGUCAGGGGCACUGGAUCUACUCAAGGAGCUCAAGAAUAUACCCAUGACCUUGGAGUUGCUGCAGUCUACUAGGAUUGGGAUGUCUGUGAAUGCUAUCCGCAAACAAAGUACAGACGAGGAGGUGACGUCACUGGCUAAGUCUCUUAUCAAAUCUUGGAAGAAGCUUUUAGAUGAGCCUUCUGGAGGAGACAAAACGUCUGAGGAGAAGAAGAAAGAACCCACUACACCAGUCCUGUCACCAUCCCAGGGCAGUCCAGAGCCCAGAGAGGAAAGUUCUAGCAGUAACUCAAGUGGUAAGAGUGAGCCCACUGAUGUAACUACCAACUCGCUGAUUUCCACGUUCCCGAGAGCACCAGGCACAUCUGACUCGGUGCGCCUCAAGUGCAGGGAGAUGUUGUCCAGCGCUCUUAAUACUGGAGAUGACUACAUUGCCAUUGGGGCGGACUGUGAUGAACUUGGGGCACAAAUCGAGGAAUGCAUCUUCUUGGAGUUCAAAAACACCGACAUAAAAUACAAAAACCGGGUACGAAGUCGAAUCUCAAACCUUAAGGAUGCCAAGAACCCCAACCUGAGGAGGAAUGUACUCUGUGGGAACGUGCCCCCGAACCGCAUUGCCAAAAUGACAGCAGAGGAAAUGGCCAGCGAUGAGCUGAAGGAGAUGCGGAAGAAUCUGACCAAAGAGGCCAUCAGGGACCACCAGAUGGCCAAGACUGGAGGCACGCAGACUGACCUGUUCACCUGUGGAAAGUGUAAAAAGAAGAAGUGCACCUACACUCAGGUUCAAACUCGAAGUGCUGAUGAGCCAAUGACCACGUUUGUCUUCUGCAAUGAAUGUGGCAAUAGGUGGAAGUUUUGCUGAAGACGGAGAGCUUUGCCAGUGUGCAGAGAGGUAGCUAAAUCCCUGGACCAUGUUUUAUCAACCAAUAGGAACUUUUGUCUGUGGCCCUGAUGUACAACAGCCACAAGAGACACCAUCAAUGUUGUUAUUUUAUUGUUUUGGUCCACAAUCUCAUGUUCUGUUUUAACUUGACAUCUUGCUAUGCUCAGCCUUUGGACUGAUCAGCGUUGCUCUUUCUUUGUUUCUGUUACCACCAAUUUUUAGAUGUAGUUUUAACAUUUUUGGACAGCCUUCAUAUUUAGAAAGUUGUUUUUUUUUGCCCUAACAGAAAUUAGCACAGUUAGAUUAUUUAAAUUUAUUAGGUGAUUUUAACCAAUAAAUUCAAAAAGAAAAAAGCUUUAGUUUUUAUUGAAAACAUUAUUGGUUUUGGUUUAGUCAGACAUGUUCAAACAUCAUAGAAAUGAGACUCUUUUUAUUAAUACUUUUAUUCAUAUUUAUGUGCAUGAUUAGCAAAUUUAUACUGUUUACAUGUAUUUUUUUCCCCCCCUUUUUAGGUAUGUACAUGUUUGGCAAACUUAUACUGUUUACAUGUUGUUGUUUUUUUCUUUUUUCUUCUUGUUCCUUUUUUCAGGAGUAAAACAUUUUUCAAAGA
This is a messenger RNA of Electrophorus electricus (electric eel), 1676 nucleotides long. It is a transcript of the gene tcea1, whose product is annotated as transcription elongation factor A (SII), 1. The record is from RefSeq and is a predicted model, not a curated record. Gene Ontology annotation, molecular function: zinc ion binding; nucleic acid binding. Gene Ontology annotation, cellular component: nucleus. Gene Ontology annotation, biological process: positive regulation of transcription by RNA polymerase II; DNA-templated transcription; transcription elongation by RNA polymerase II. Lineage: Eukaryota; Metazoa; Chordata; Actinopteri; Gymnotiformes; Gymnotidae.